CUCGCCCGGGCCGCACGCGCCAUGACAUUCUAACCGCGCCACAGUGAUCCGGAAAAUGACGCGAUACUACACCCUUAUUGUGAUGCUGCUGGCAGUGUCGGCUAUAGUAUCAGCCCUGCCGAACCCGACGGCCAGCGACGACGACGACGACGAAGACGACACCACGCCGCAGAGUCGCGCCGACGCCGACGAUGACGGCCGAGUGUAUAAAAACCCGCGGAAUUCGCCGUCGGCGCAGUGUCCGAGGGACGAAGAGCAGGCUACUAUGCUGGGCCAGAAGUGUCUCCGCAAGUGCUCAUCAGACGAAGACUGCAAGAGCAAGAAGAAGAAGUGCCUCUGCGACGGAGCCUGCGGGAUGUCCUGCAUCAAACCAGAUCGCGAGUGCCCUGCGUUGGAACAGCCUGAAAUUGGGAAAAUCACGCUGACGGGAAACCUCUUCGGGGACAAAGCCGUAUACUCCUGUCCUCAUGGGUACCACGUGGUGGGUCUCCAGAGCAGGAGUUGCCAAGCGGACGGCAAGUGGGCAGGACAAGCCCCGGCUUGUAAAGAAAACAUCUACUGCCUCCAGCCGCCCACCAUCGAGCAUGCCCGUCACUCCGCUCUACCAGAACAAGCCACCUUCGACCUGGAUGCCACAGUGCAGUACAACUGCCACACUGGAUACGUCACCAACGGCUUCCCGAGGGCGAAGUGCCUGGCUAUCGAAGGACAGGCCUCGUGGUACGGGCCUGAUAUCAGCUGUGAACCCCGCUCAUGCGGCGAGCCAGGCGACGUCCCCCACGGAUGGGUGACCGCAGACUGCCAUACCUUCGGCUGCCGGGCCGUAGUCCAAUGUGGCCAAGGGUUCGAGCUGGUUGGCAAAGCCGAACGCUACUGCCAGUCCGACGGGGCCUGGGCCCCCAAGGAGCUGCCUACCUGUGUCCAAGGAGGAGAGAAGGACACAGUUUGAAUCGAUCAUAACAUUAUGUAGUGUCACAAAUUUGUUAUUAAACUAUAUUAGUUGUUAUUACUAUAAAGUUCUAUACAACUACGACUUUCCUAAAUUAAGUAAAAGUCAAAACAUUAUUAUGGCCAUGAUAAAAUAAUGUCAAAAAUACCUUUACUGCCUAUAUAGCCAACAAUACUUGUAGCUAUAUUUACGUAGAUGAUAUACUAAUAUUCUUUAAGUAGUGAAGCCUUUAAUCGAUGUUGAAAUUGCAAGAAUUUAUUGUAAAGAAUUUCAUAACUUUAUCUUAUACUAUGCUGUAGCGAAAUAAAGACAAAAAAAUAAA
This is a messenger RNA of Ostrinia nubilalis (European corn borer), 1271 nucleotides long. RefSeq names its product protein lev-9-like. The coding region runs from base 56 to 949 and encodes 297 amino acids. The transcript has 8 exons. Lineage: Eukaryota; Metazoa; Arthropoda; Insecta; Lepidoptera; Crambidae. Gene Ontology annotation, cellular component: extracellular region. Gene Ontology annotation, molecular function: peptidase inhibitor activity. The record is from RefSeq and is a predicted model, not a curated record.